Messenger RNA from Malaya genurostris, 7006 nucleotides. It is a transcript of the gene Tmem131, whose product is annotated as transmembrane protein 131 homolog. The coding region runs from base 365 to 6196 and encodes 1943 amino acids. Gene Ontology annotation, cellular component: membrane. The record is from RefSeq and is a predicted model, not a curated record. NCBI's taxonomy places the organism in Eukaryota, Metazoa, Arthropoda, Insecta, Diptera, Culicidae. The transcript is spliced from 4 exons.
AAAGGAAAAAAUGAGCUAAAGUAGUAGCGAUAAGACACGGACGGACGAAUUUUUGACUCCUGAACGAGUGGCAGUGAAAAAAAUAAAAGAUCCGUUCUCGGGACACGUCCGAAGUGGACAAUUUUUGCAUCAUAUCAUUAGAUAUUCCGUCGGUUUUCGAAAUAAGAUAUUGAGGACUCCUACGGAGUAGUGUGGAAGCUAUAGAACAGCAGACUGCGGAGGACCUUUUCGGUAAUUUUGAAAGGAAGUUCAGAGCGCCACGGAAGAAUAGAAAAUGAGCAUUGCUAUUCUACGGAAAUAGGACCAACAAUAUCACGGACUGGAAUAACGCGAAGGAAGUCAAAGUAUUAGCAAGAAAAUAAACAUGGCCAGCCGGAAGCGAUCGAUUCGUGUGUUCAGUCUGCUGUUGGUAUUUCUGCACCUGGAAGUUCAGGUUCGGUCACAGCCAUCGAUUCAGCAGCAACAGCAGAACGAGCAGAUUAGUUUUGGCGCACAAGAAAUGUUUUCUCCAUCUUCACAAACGCUGAUGGACGAAAUGUUUCAAAGAGGGGACGGUGUCGUUAGAAGUGGCAUCGCGGAAAUGACAGCAGGGAAAAGCAGCCCAGAACUGGUAGGAAAUUUGAUUUUUCAACCUAGUUUGCUAGAUUUUGUUGAACGUUCGAUUGGUGACCCGCACAAUCAAGUAGUGAUCUUGAUCAACAAACAUAAAAGCCGGAGCGUAUUUUUGGGCUCGAUAUCUGGCAGCACGCCAGAUUUUUACAGUUCAUACUUCAAGGAUAUGGUUAUUCCACCCGAAGGCAACACAACGUUCAAUGUGGUGUUUUUACCGCGUCAGCUGGGUGCCACAGCUGGAUCUAUUGAAAUACAUACAUCGUUCGGGUUGUUGCAGUAUCAGGUUAAAGGUGUAGGGAUAGAAUGCCCAUACCGAUUAAGGCCAUUGGUUGGCCUGGUAGCUCCCUUAAAUGCUACAAUUACACCAGAAAUCACCCUGUACAACCCACACGAUACUCCUCUUCAGAUCGUGGAAAUCUACAGCAGUGGUGGAAACUUUCAGUUGGAAUUACCCAGCGGAGCCCAAGAAGGUCCCCAGGCACUUUGGGAAAUACCUCCUCACAGUACGAGAAGUGUAAUUCGUGUAAGGUUCCAUGGAAAAACAGCCGGCAACCAUACAGCAUAUGUUCGAAUAAAAAUAUCAGGCGGUAGCCAUAAUCCGACACUUGCCGAUAAAAUGCUUGUGGUUCCAAUCGAAAUUGAGAUUUCAAAGGAAACGGGAAUUUACUCGAAAGUACCUUUUCUCGAUCUCGGUGUCGGUGGCAUCAACGAAAAUAUUACUAAAAUAUCUUUGAAUUUAACGAACUCCGGGGAUCGUAAAAUAGAUAUCGCAAGCUAUGGUGUGCACUCUAUGACAAUGGAAAUCAUUAAAGCUGUAAAAGUAUUCAUUGAUACUCAAAAGUUUCACCCAGUAUUUGAAAUAACUAUCAACUGGACUAAACUGAACACAGACAGAGAAAUCAAAGGUUCUCUGUAUGUAGAUUAUACUCUGAAGGAUUCUCCAAAAAAUAUGGGAUAUGCAUGGGUUGAGUUUUCCGGCCAGGUUUUAAAUGGCAAAUUGAAGUACAACACAGACACGUUAAAGUUCCUCACUUUAAGUUCCGAUGAGUCGGAACAAGAUUCUCAACUCCUGGUUGCUCGGCCGCUGGUUAUCUGGAAUAAGUUCAACGUGCCAUUCAGCAUUUCCAACAUCACUGUACCUGACAACUUUUCGAGGAAUUUCCGCAUCGAAGGUUUCCGACCAAAAAUCGUCUUACCCGAUCAAGAAGAAAUGCUGUUCCGAAUAUCUCGUGUUCUGACGGACAACCUAAACCAAUCCAUUGUCUCCUACAUUCGGCUGGUGACCAACGUCACCGAGUUCGAACUUCCCGUCUACAGCUACACCGGGAAGUUGAAGCGCAUCCUACCAUUCUCGACAACUGCUCCACGUCCUCCAGAAGAAUACGAAAGGUUGGAUUUGGACGAGCGUGAGCUCAACUUUGGAAUUCUACCGAUCUCAACGAUUGGCGAAACGUUAAUCGCCUUCUUCAACACGAACCCAGUGGAGAUUCCGAUUCGCCACUGGAAGGGGGCCAUCACCUCCGAGGGCACCGGUGCGCCCACAAUCACCGUUAUUCUGCGCGGAUGUGGUCCUCAUGCAGGGGAAAAUCUAAUAUUUUGUAACACGAUACAACCGAAACAUUGGAUCGUGUUCCAGAUCAGCGUCCAGUCCAGCACGACCGACAGUUAUCAAGGUCGAUUUAGCAUAACCACAGACUACGAAGAGAUUGUGACACCGAUUGCUUUUACCACAGCCGUCGGCAAGCUGGAGCUGAACAGAGAACUGCUGCAUUUUGAUAACUGCUUUCCGGGAAAACUAUGCUCGCUGAAUCUGACAGCGCACUCAACGUUUCUGUCCAAGAUUCACGUCGAGGGCAUCAAAACCGAUGUGGACGGCAUUGAGUUCACGGUGGAGAGCCGCCAUCCGGUGAUUCACCCGAACACGGUGACCAACAUCGGCCAGUUGAUAUUCGAUCCGAAGGUGAUCUGCAAACAGGACUGCUACAGCAGCUUCGAUCUGCUCUCGAAACCGUUCGGAGUGAAAUGGAUGGCCACCCUGGACAAUUACGAACAGUACCGGAAGCUGGAUAGCGAAAAACUGUUGCAACAGCUGAGGCUCUACUCGGAGAUGAAACGGUCCUGGAAGAGCAUUCGGUUUCAGCUCACGACAGACCCGAUUCGAAAGUUCGAAUUCAAUGCCAGCGUCGAUUUGGUGUGGCCGAAAUUGUUAACGGAAAAUAUACAUUUUCCGACGCUGCAAAUAGAGCAGGAAGCAGUGAAGUUGAUUACGAUCAACAAUCCAUCGGAUCAGAUUUUGUUUGUGCAUCUGGUGCUGCACGACGUAAGCGUUCACGGAAGCGAUGUGAGUGUUCUUCCACCGGAGAUUUUAUCCGGCUGUGAGAAUUGCAGUCUAAGCGACGAAGGCGUAUUUUCGUUCUUUCUGUUCGAUUAUGACGAUAUUUACGUGAACUAUGUGAAGCCCAAAUCGUUCCUGAAAAUUGCAGUGAAAUUUACGGCGAAAGCAGCGGGGACAUAUUCGACUAUUUUUUACAUGCGGAACAAUCUAACAUUAAUCGAUGCUGUCUGGAUACAAGCAAAAGCCGUAGUGCCACAGUUUAAAUUUGGCAAUCGGAAGCCAGGUGCGACUACAGCACUACUAUUCGAGAUUACCGAUAAACAUCUGAAGAUGUGCACCAAAUUGCACGAACCCGCGGAUACGGAUGAAGCUGGGCUUUCGAUUCAGACGAUGCGUUCUUUCACUGCGAAGAACUACGGAGAGGUUCCAAUAACGGUUUCGGGCAUCCGCGUGGAAGACAUCCUCUGCGAAGGCUAUGGAUUUAAAGUGUUGGACUGUUCGCCCUUUGAGUUGCAACCAAAUGCAAGCAAGAAAAUUGAAAUUGCCUUCUCUCCUGAUUUUACUCUGGCAAGGGUGACACGAACACUGAAUUUCGAUACUAAUAUAAAUUUUCCUGUAAACUUUACCCUGUUGGGAACCGUUCCAGCGCAUGGGUUAGAAUCUUGUAGUUUAAGUUUAAAGAGACCGUGGUUCGAAGGAAUGCUCAGAAUUGUUCUGAUUUGCGUUUUGUCACUAACUUUUGCAGGCACCUUAACGGCUGCCUUCUUAGAUGCUAACAAGGUGAUCAAAGAUCACGUACUCAAUUUAUCCAGAGAUCGAGGACCUAUCCAACCUCCGUUGGAUUUACGGCAAAUAGCACUGCAAAGUUCAACCUUACUGGAUGAUAGCACGGAAAAAGUUUCCGUCAGUCAAAAUAGCCAAGCUAAAAACAGUCAGAAUAACAGCUCUAAGAAGAAGCCACCGGCAAAACAGUCGAACUCGAAAAUGUCCAACGGAACUUCCCACAAUUUCAACAAGACUUGGAACGAUUUUACUUCCAAGCUCGGAAAAGGUUUCAAUACGAAGCUACACGACGCAAGCGCGAGCAAACCUUCACCCGAAUCGGACAAACAGUUUCAGAAAAGUCGACGCUCAAUUACUCCUCCUAAGGAGGAAACCCAGCUUCUAACGUCAGUCUCAAACAGUCCAGUUAGCACCAAAGAACGAAACAGGCCUUCAGUGGAAGAAGAUUCCAGCUCGACCACGACCGAAAGUUCGGAGACGUCUUCAACUAUUUCCUCGGCGUCCACAUCAUCAAUGGCAGCUACGGGUUCCUACAAAUCGUCGACGGCAGUCGAAAUAAAAACUACGAAACCUCAAGCUACCAGUAAUCAUCAGCAUAACGCGCAAACUAAAACUUCUGUCAGCGAUGUAAAACAUGAAUCAAAUUCAACAAGCUCAAGCCAGCAGCAUCCUACAACUGCUGUUCAUCAUCAGCAGCAGCAGCAGCAGCCGAAAGCAUUGAGUCCACAGCAACCAUCAUCCCAGCAAACGGUGGCGGCAAACAAAACGAACGUGAAGAAGGCGAAAAGUCUUCCGGUCAACUACGUAUCGGGAUUAGCGCUUUCUCUUGGUACUUCGAUUACCAGUACAAAUAAUUUUCAAUCACCACCAAAACAUGCCCAAAGUGCGAAAGAAUCCGGCAACAAUGGCGGCGGCGGAGGAGGAGGAGGAGGCGGAGGAUUGCGCAACAGUAGUAAGAACCAUGGAAACGAUCGGAUGCCGGCAAAACAUACUAACAAGAGUGCUGAAAAGAGGGAACACUCUGGUAAAGAAAAUGGAAGUGCUUACGGUGAUCACGGGGGAAAGAACGACUCUUCGCAAUCGAAAAAAUUCGGUAAAACUCCCGGCCGGGAACGCAAAUCCAACAACCAAGGGAAGAAGGGUUCCAAAUCGCAACACAAGGCACAGUCGCUUCACUUUUCGUCGUCCAAUUCCAACAAAUCGACAAAUGCCGGUGGUAAUGCAGGCUCGCCCGGUUUUUUCUUCGCGACCAACAACAAUCCGGCGAAUCAAAUUCCUGCACCACCUAAUGUUUGGGGAGAAAAUAGGGCACGCUUCAGCGACGUUCUUGCACAGGCUACGCUGGAUAAAUCGGGUACUGGAAACAAUUCGAAAAACGCUAAGUUGAUGAAUUUUGGUUUAAAUUACGGUGCAGGACCGUCGUCCUCGACGGCGACAGCUGGCUCUAAUCAACAGCAUUCGGAGGCUCCCAAAAUGGGAGUUGGUUUGUUCGGUAAAACCAAGGACGAUAAUUUCAUUGGACUAGAGAAAGAGCUUAACGUUGGCGUCGGUUCUUGUCUAGCACCGAUUGGCACAUCCAAGAAAUCACCAUCUGCAACGCCAAAAAGUUGGGAACCAUUCGGAAAUGUUGUCAACAGACCUACAACAAUGGCACCUGGGCCCGACAUCGUAAAUUCUGAUAGUUACUUCUCACAAUCGUUCGUUGACUACAACCAUGGAAGCAACGAUCAAUUCCAUGGCAGCAAUGCCGUUAGUUGCAACAGCAACAGCAACAAUAACAGAUGUCAAAAAGCAGAUUUGCAUUCUCAACCAAUGUUUGGAGCAAUGAACGGUGGACCAAAUGCUAGCCCGUCAAAUGUUAUGGAUUCUAUGAACGAUCUAAAUCCACUGCUAGUGGACCACCGUGAUUGGGACACCAACAAACUUCUUUGGCAAAUGAUUCAAAAAAACGAGGACCUUAACCCGUCGCCACUGAUUGAUUGGACUUCUCUCUGGACUUCGCCGACAGUAUUUUCUCAGCCCGACGGUAAUCAGCAUCUGCAUCAGCAACCACACGCUCCACAAUCAUCGACAAUGCAUAUGAAUUCUCGGUUGACCAACAAUUGGCUUAAUGUCGGUGGCGGAGUUUCCCGUCAACCACAGAUGCCAUUACGUGCUCCGCCCGGAUUUUCACCAGUCAAACCAACUCCUAAUCCGUCGAUGAUGGCUCAAGCUCACGCUCAAGUGCAACAACAACAACAACAACAGCAACAUCAGAUGAAUGCAGUUCAUCAUCAACAAAUGCAACAGCAGCAGCAGCAGCUUCAGCAACAGCAUCAGCAGCAGCAGCAACAUCAACAACAACAUCAACAGCAAGAACAACAUCAUCAAGAUAAUGAUACAGCCCCGGCAUAUGACCCGUUCCGUUUGAGCUCCAUUUGGGCUCCGGCUGGUGCGGGCAAUGAUGUGUGGAAUGAGAAGAAGUAGGAGCAGUCAAACUUACUUCUUUGAGUCGAACAAAGAGAGUAGUAGCACUGCUGAGUUUCUUUUUUUUUAUUUUUAUCCUUUGAACUAGUUUUACAGAAACGUAGAUACUCAAGCGAGGUUUUCAUUUGAAGUACAAUGUAUUUUCGUCAGUUUUAUCUGCGCUGUGAUUGAACCAGAAGCUUUGAUCUUUUCGUUACUAAUCAUUUUCAUCGUUUGUUUGAAUUGUUUCUAAUCAUUUUUUUUUUAAUUCUGAAGGUUGAAGAACAUUUAAUUUACUAUAGUUUUUUUUGUUGUUGUUCCACAUGUCACUUUUUUGGUUGAAUUUUGUACAUUACUCGAAUUUUCAUCUUCGCAUAUAUUAACGACCAGUAGAUUCCGUAGCAAAUGGAAUGAGUUGAAUGUCGGUAAAAGAACUGCUGCGCUGGUGAUCAAAAAUUGAAAAGAACAUAUUAAAUGAAUAUUAUUCAAUAUUUAAAGUAUCAUUAAAGAUGAAACACCUCAAAAUAAUUGUUUAAUGAACAGUUAAUUGUAACGAGUGAAAUGAUAAAGGUCACACUAAGGCCAAUUCGUUUUGUCGUAUUUCUAAAACACAGAUUCAAAUGCUUACAUAAGCAGAAUUUUAAGAAAAGGAUGGCAACACUGCUAGUAAGUACUGCACUGUCAGUGAGCCAAAACGUGGGCACGCGUUUUACGCUGAUGAUAACUACACGCUAACGGACAAAAUGCUGAUGAUGAUGAUUGGAUACUCGAGCGAUAACAAUGACAGACGCAACAAUUGAAAAUAUACACAAAAGCUAUGGCAAAUAAAAA